AUGACAACAAAAAAGAUAUUAGAUAAACAGCAAAUAUAUAACAGAGAUGAACUUAAGAAGUUGAAUAGAGAUGAAUUAGUUCAAAUAAUGGUUAAAUAUUCAUUAAAACACAAGGGAUUUAGGAAAGAUGUUCUAAUCGAUUCAAUAUUGGAAUAUCAAGAACAUAUCAAUGAUAUCAAAUCAAAGUUGGUUACAAACAACUCAAUCGAACAAUAUCAUCGUGGAACUGUUGAAUAUCGAUUGCCAACAUUGAUCAUCUAUCGAAUCAUUCGUGAUCUUUGGCAUGAAGAUACCUACUUGUGGUUGGACGUUAACGAUCUACCUAACAAGUACCGAUGGUUAUUAUCGAUUGCUCUCGUUUCCAAAGAGUUUUUCAAGUUGAUAUCAUCAUUGUUCAAUCGAUUCGCUAUAAUGCCUAAUUCCCAACAGGCAAUCAAACAAACAAUUUCAUUUGCAAAACUACUCCGAAUCAGUGUUUUAAAUCCACAUUCAGUACUCAAGAAUAUCAGUGAUCUCACAUUUUCAACUAAAUUGUUAAGUGAAAUCACCAAGAAAUCUAUUUCUUCUCCGAUCGAAUUGGGAUUGAUCUUCAAUAAUGUCAGACGCUUUUGUAUGUUCAAUGAAAGCUGGAAAGAAAAUGGAAUAACUUUACAACAAUGUAGAUCGAUUAUAGAAUAUAUUCCGAAUAUCGAAUCAUUGGUAUUCUAUCAGAUGUACUUUAUUUGCGAUAUAUUUCUAUUGUUAAAAACAUUACCACGACUGACUUCACUCGACAUUUCCUCCAGUGAGAUCUCUAGAGAAAGGAAUUUCACAUCAGAUCUACUAUCUCAUUCCAUCAAGAAGUUAAAACUACCUACCGAAUACAGUUAUCCAUACAAGAGUAUACUUUCCGAUCAACAUAAACUUACCACAUUUGGAAUUGGAAGAAUCACUUUGGAACAAUUUCAAAUGAUAAGUGGUCACUUUAUGCAUAUCACCAAAAUGAUUAUCAAAAGAGUAAUUGAAAGUGUGGCAGUCAAGUUCGAGGAGCUGCUGUGUUCACCAGAUUGUAAAGUUCGUACUCUAAUCACAGACACCACAAAUGAAUGGAUCAAAAGAGUGCUCAACAAAAAUCAAUUGAUCGACACAAUCGAUAUCAAUUAUAGUCUAGACGAGACAUUCAAUUUUAUAUCUAAAUCAGCAUCGAUCAAAAGAUUCAUCUUCAAUACCUAUAGUAUUAUUCCUACAGAUCAGUAUAUGUUAAGAUUAUAUAACCAAGCCACUGGAUUUGCACACAUCAAAUCAAAGAAUUCUAAUUUUAGAUCCGUCACCUACGCAGUGAAGAUCUACGAAGUUUCAGAGAAUCAAAAUGAAAAUGAAGCUGUGGAAUCAACUUAUCCUCAUCUCAAGUUUUUAUACGCUGAUAUCUCGAAAGAUUCAUUGGUAUCUGGAAAUUUUUUUGAAAAUUCUUUUAGAAAGAUGACAACAAAAGAGAUAUUAGAUAAACAACAAAUAUAUAGCAAAGAUGAACUUGUAAAGUGGAAAAACGAUGAUUUAGUUAAAUUAAUGUCUAAAUAUUCAUUAAAAGGUAGAAGUAAAAAGAAAGAUUCUCUGAUCGAUUCAAUAUUGAAGUAUCAAGAACAUAUCAAUGAUAUCAAAUCAAAGUUGGUUACAGACAACCCAAUCGAACAAUAUCAUCGUGGAACUGUUGAAUAUCGAUUGCCAACAUUGAUCAUCUAUCGAAUCAUUCGUGAUCUUUGGCAUGAAGAUACCCGCUAUUGGUUGAAUGUUGAUCAACUACACAGAAACUACCGAUGGCUAUUAUCGAUUGCAAGUGUUUCCAAAGAGUAUUUCAAGUUGAUAUCAUCAUUGUUCAAUCGAUUCGCAAUCAACCCUAAUCCCCAACAGACCAAUAAACUAACAGUUUCUUUAUCACAACAACUAAGAGGUAGUGUACUGAGUCCACCUUCAGUACUCAAGAAUAUCAGUCACCUCACACUAUCAACUAAAGUAUUCAAUGAAAUCACCCAGAAAUCGGUAUGUGCUCCAAUCGAAUUGGGACUGAUCUUCAAUAAUGUCAGACGCUUUUGUAUGUUCAACAAUGUUGGGAGUUGGAGAACAAAUUCAAUACAAGCACAACAAUGUAAAUUGAUCAUAGAAUACAUGCCGAAUAUCGAAUCGUUAGGACUCAUUAAUUUGUUGGUUAAUCGCAAAGAAUUUCUAUUGUUAAUAUCAUUGCCAUCACUGACUUCACUUGACCUUUCAGAAGCUGAAUUCUUCAAAGUUGAAAAGGGUUUCAAUUCAGAUCUACUAUCUCAUUCCAUCAAGAAGUUGAAACUACCUAUGUCAGACAAUAAACCAUACAAGAGUACAGUUUCAUAUAAUCAAUACAAGAGAAUACUUUCAGAUCAACAUCAACUUACCACAUUUGGAAUUGGAAGAAUCACUUUAGAACAAAUUCAAAAGAUAAGUGGUCACUUUAUUCAUAUCACCAAAUUGAUUAUCAAAAGAGUACAUAGAAGGGUGGCACCCAAGUUCGAGGAACUGUUAUGUUCACCAGAUUGCAAAGUUCGCACUCUAAUCACAGACAGCAAGUAUGGAUGGAUCAAAAGUGUGCUCAGCAACAAUCAAACGAUCGACACGAUCGAUUUCAAUAAUGAUCUUGACGAGACAUUCAAUUUUAUAUCGAAAUUUCCGUCGAUCAAACGAUUCAUUUUCAACACUGAUAAAGAUAAUUCAUAUCAUUAUACGAUGGAAGAUAGAUCGAAACUAGCCACUGGAUUUGCGCACGUCAAAUCAAAGAGUCAAAAUUUUAGAAUGGCAGGCUACGCAGAGAAGAUCUACAACGUUUCAAAGAAUGAACAUGACAAUUUGGCGGUGGAAUCGACCUAUUCUCAUCUCAAGUUUUUAUAUGCUGGAGUCGCAGACACCCCGAUAUAUUCAUCGGACUCUGACUCUGGUUCUAGCAGCCGCCAUUCAGAUUCAGAUUCAGAUGAUAAUGACUCUGAUGACUCUGACAUAUUCUAA
Messenger RNA from Heterostelium album PN500, 3006 nucleotides. RefSeq lists its product as uncharacterized. NCBI's taxonomy places the organism in Eukaryota, Evosea, Eumycetozoa, Acytosteliales, Acytosteliaceae. The transcript is spliced from 3 exons. The coding region runs from base 1 to 3006 and encodes 1001 amino acids. The record is from RefSeq and is a predicted model, not a curated record.